Molecule: messenger RNA, 645 nt
Organism: Drepanopeziza brunnea f. sp. 'multigermtubi' MB_m1
Lineage: Eukaryota; Fungi; Ascomycota; Leotiomycetes; Helotiales; Drepanopezizaceae
Source: RefSeq, a predicted model, not a curated record
AUGCACGAUCUCGGAACCAACUUUAAUUCGGCAACGUUCCGAAACUACUUUAAAAGUAUUAGCAGCACCUUAAAGCAGAUGCUUAUAAAAGCCUAUCAUAGCGUCGGGCUAGUAAAACGCUACUACGUCCUUGUGCGACGCGCCUUUAAGAUCGUCACAAAAGAGCUUCUAAAAGCUUUAAAAGAAGACCGGCUUCAAAUAGCUAUCAAAGCUAUUAACGACACAGCUGGACCUAAUAGCUUAGUUCUUAUACUCUUCGUUUUUAAGACCUUACCGAGGCUGACGGAGCAAGAUCGACUUGCCGCGUUUACCCAAGAGCGUAUUGUUGCUAUUAAUAAAGCUAUAAGAAAAGUACGAAAAUGCUACGCUGCGAAGCAGCUGCUAAAAGAGUUGCAAGUACUUAAAAUAAAAGCGGAAAAAGAGGUAGAAGAAAAGAAGUACGAUCUUAAUAUCUCGACCGUACUCGACGAAAAAGAAAGCGAUUCUUACGUUCUAUUUACUAAAGACUCCGAAGUGUUGAUUACCGACAAAGAACGCCGGGACUAUAAGCUCUUAGCUAAGCUACGAGUUAAAAGAAUUAUUAAGAGCUUCGAAGCACCAUUUCAAGAGUCUAAAGCAAAGGAAUUAGCUAGAUUGAUAGCUUAA